ACAACAUACAGUGGUCUAUUGUGCUUCUCAUGGCCUGUUACAGGGAUAACUUUUUUUUUAUGAGGAAGAAUAGAAAGAUAUUAGUGAAGCCUUCAAAUUAAAAAUUAAUCAGAAUCCUCUUUGGUUUUAGUUCUAAGGUACAGGGGAUUUUGUGAGCAUUGACUAUUUUGGUGGUAAAGAUAUUUCCUUCUUUUGUGGAACCUCAGAUGUCAUUAUUGUUCACAGAAGUCCACCAUUGGACCCUAUCCUGAGUGCAGUCCUAGAACCAUUUUAAUAUUACCAUCCCAUGUGCACAUAGACCUGACUAAUGGCCGCUUUUCUUGAAGUUUUCUUAUCAAACAUUUUAUGUAUUUUUCACAUGCAGACUACUUUUUUCUGACCAUUUCAGUUUUUGUUAAAUUGGUAUACUGUAGAUCUCAUAAGAUUUACAACUUUUCUUUGAAGUAUGCUUGUUAUUAAAUCCAAUAAUUAUGAUUACAUAGUGUGGUACUUGAGCUGUGAUUAGUUUGCAACAGUAGGUUUGAUAAUUCGUAAUUUAUAAUUUAUUUACAUCCAUAAACUGUUACAUAAGUACAACUGGACAAGUCAGUUUAAGCCAUCUAAAACACUACAACUGAACAACUCUUAAACCCCAAACAAUACAAUAUUCUGCAGGAAUUAUGGUUUAAAAUAGGAGUUAGACAUAAAUACCCAUGUUCAUAUGCUUUCAGGAAAACUGCAAUAGAUACCCUGCCACCACUGACACACAACAAAAAAUGCACAAAGGCCGAUACCGAUCCACAUGGAAUGAGAGAGGAGUUUUCUUUCUGACAAGUCUUGGAUUCACAACAGGGUAUCUGUGUGUUCCCUGUGCUGUGUGAAAUGAAUGGAGGAGCAGCCUUCCUACUCUGCACUGUGAUACUGUAUCUUGUUUUGGGUAUUCCUGUUGUUCUGGUGGAGAGUGGCCUGGGGCAGGUGGGUAGACAGUCACCAGCAGUUCUGUUUCCAAAGUUGUGCCCUCUCUUAUCAGGUUUGGGUUUCUCCAUGUGCUGGAGUUCUAUAGUGUUCUCCAUUUCUGAAGCCUGUUUGCUGUCAUGGUCUGUGCUGUACAUCUACAACUCAGGAGACUGUGACCUUCCUUGGGCACAUUAUCACAAUUAUACUGGCAUGACCAGCUCAGCAAAAUACUUCACUGGUGAGAUCCUAGGUGUAUCUUCUGGGUUGGAAAUAUUUGGCAGCAUUCAAGGCAGUUUGGUAAUUGGACUAGCAAUUACAUGGGGUGCUGUAGCAGCUUGCCUUGCUGCAGGAAUACGACAUACUGGAAAGCUGUGCUAUGUGGCUACACCAAUAACUUUCCUUGUUGCUGGGAUCCUACUGGUUCGUGGCCUGCUCCUGUGGAGCAGGAAUGUGUCACAGGCUGUGUCACCGGACUGGAGUAGCCUAACAGAUCUCACUGUAUGGAUGGCGGCUGGCUGCUAUGUGUUCCACUCACUGAAUCUUGGUCUUGGAGGUUUAACAGCAAUCAGCAGCCAUAACAAGCAGAACACAAAUCUACUCAGGGAUGCAGUCCUGAUAUGCCUAUUCCACUUUGUAUGGGGUGUCAUGAUGUGGCUGGUAUAUGUGUGUCUCAUGGCUGACUACCGAGCCAGCAAUCAGUUUCCAAAGAAUAUCACUGGGGGACCUUGGAUUGUAUUUGUUGUGUUUGCAAGAGGACUAGCUGCUUUACCACAUGGAAUUGUAUUCUCAUUGGCAAUGUACAUCAUGGUAUUCUUUGUGGGUAUUGGUACACUGUUAGGAACAAUUUUGGUUAUAGUUUCAACAUUUCUUGACUUCUUCCCUGCACUUCAUGGUAGGAGAGGGCCAGUCACAAUUUCUGUCUGCAUUGUCCUGUUUCUGGUUGGGCUGCCACUUACUUCACAGGCUGGAUUCCACAUACAAUUGCUGCUUUCAUACUACUCUGUUAACUGGCCACUCAUCUUGUACUCACUGUGUAUGACCCUUGCUAUCAGCUACUCCUACGGACAGAAGCGGUAUAUUUCUGAACUAUGCUGCAUCAGCAAUAUCAAGCUACAAGAAACCACAAUGACUCAUUUGAUUGUGCUCUUCACAACAGGUGUUCCUGUGCUGCUGAUGGUCCUCUUGUUCUGCAGUUUCUACCAUACAAGCAGCCCUCCUGAUGGUCAAACCCCUUAUCCUAGUUGGGCAAAGGCUGUGGGGUGGCUGCUCUCUACAUCGCCAGCUGUGUUCUUACUUGCUGGCGCAGUUCUCAGGUUCUUGCAGUUCUGUCAGAAACAAAGUCUGAUCCAGAGUUUUAAACUGCUGUUGAAACCAGAUGAAAUCUUCGCUGAAACGUUAUCAUCAUCGCACCACUCCUCAAGCUGUGAAAAGACAACUAUGACCACACCGAUUAUUGCAGUGGAGAGCAAGGAUUUCUUCUUUGUUCCCUCAAUUAACACAAGCGAUGGCAAUAAUAACUUGAGUUUGUACAACAACAGGAGUCACAAGGCUGACCCUGAGCACAGUUCCUUUUGAUCUCUGAUGGAACAUCAGGAUGUUUCAUCCAUGUAUUUUCAGACUAGUUUUCCAGGUAUAAACUGUCUGGAAGAGAUUGUCCCCUCCCCAUUGAGUACUGCAAUUGAUCUCGAUCACUGUUGAUGGAUGGGAUUAUUGAAAUAUGUUUGGUAGUGAUGACCUUGAAUAUUUUAGUUGUGUGUCCAAAUAAUUCUCAGGUUGAGAAUUUGUAUCUGUGGUCUAUGUUUUCAUCAUCACUUCUUACCGCUUCAGUGCACUAACUGUGGAUCAUUCCAUAAAUACACAUAUUGCAGUUUCAUCUGAAUAUCACACACUGGGUCACCACACAAUGGAUCAUCUCAUACUUUCCAGUAUUUAUCUCCUUGCUUCAUGAUAUCAAAUCAAAAAGCUGUCUCAUAAGGCCCUACAGACAAGUCAUAACUUUUAUCUCUGUGGAGAGAAAUGUGAGAAUAUUUGACUGGAUAGCUCAGUCAGUAAAGUAACUGGCUACAGACUGGAUGGCUAGAAUUUGAUUCUGAGCAGAGGCCAGUUAUUUCUUUUCACUGUUACAUCGAGAUUGGUAUUCAGCCUCCAUUCAAUGUGCAAAGAACAGAACCUCAUUUUAUGAGGUUAAAGCGGGUGGAGCAUACAAGGUCUGACAAUAAAGUUUGCGAACUCAUGACUGUGUGCUUGCCAUGGCAGCAGCGGACAGAAACCUCAGUAUGAUUUGAUGACAUUCACAUAUCAGCGUUUCACAGCUGUGUUGUUGUUAAUCUAUGCCAGUCUCUUUGUGAGUGGCAUAUAUUAUUGUCUGAGUGCGUUUCGGUGUGCCGUCAUGAUAAUUUCAGGGCUUGAAUUAGAGCAACGAAUAAACAUUAAAUUUCUUGUUAAACUUGGCAAGAGUGAAAGCGAAAUCAGAGAGCUGUUAGUGCAAGUUUAUGGGGAUAAUUCUAUGAAGAAAACAACGGUUUACAAAUGGGUGACACGUUUUUCUGAGGGAAGAGAAAGUGUCACCGACAAAGAGAGUUCAAGAUGGCCAGCAAUGAGCAGAACUGAAGGAAACGUUGCAGAAGUUCGUAAAAUUAUGUGUAAAAAUUUUCGGCUGACUCUCAGGAGCAUAAGAGAGCAAGCAAACAAUGACAGAGAAACAGUCAGGAAAAUCUUAACUGAAGACCUUGACAUGAGAGAGGUGUGUGCAGGAAUGGUCCCGAAAGAGCUCACCAAAGAACACUGUCUGUGAGGGAGUUUUAGCUAGUAAACAACUGUGCUGGAACACCCUCUGUGUUCAUCAGAUCAAGCCUCCAGUGACUUUUUUCUGUUCUUCAACAUAAAGGAGAUAUUGAAAGGAAGGCAUUUUCAUGUCAUUGAUGACAUCAGGAGU
Cryptotermes secundus is the source of this 3871-nucleotide messenger RNA. RefSeq names its product sodium- and chloride-dependent glycine transporter 2. The coding region runs from base 862 to 2511 and encodes 549 amino acids. Gene Ontology annotation, biological process: sodium ion transmembrane transport. Gene Ontology annotation, cellular component: membrane. The transcript is spliced from 10 exons. The record is from RefSeq and is a predicted model, not a curated record. Lineage: Eukaryota; Metazoa; Arthropoda; Insecta; Blattodea; Kalotermitidae.